CCGAGCUACAGUCACCCAUGGCCCAGUUUGUCCGCUGUUGGCAGUCGUCCGUGUCUCAGAUACAUAGUACUAGUAUCAAGUAAAUUCAAGACUUCCUCACAUGUCAAGUAGUAAAUCGUUUAUCUGUGCUAUAGCAUCUUUCCAGCUCGGAAAGUCUUCCCCCCUAAGCCAUUACUACAACGCUUAUACUUGUCGCCGGCUGCGGUAUGGGCAAUAAUAGCUCUCGGUCUACGCUCCCGGGCCAUCGUGGCCCAGCUGAAGCGAAAACAUCCAUGUCGCCUAUACGAAGUUCACAUCCAGUUGAAAAGCCCCCGUCAGAUCCUCUGACUCCCGAGAAGCCCUCACGCACAGCGUACGAGCCACUUACGCCGCCACCAUCGGGAAGUUCAAACUCAAAGCGACCGUCAUUUCCCGACCAUGAUUUCUCCUUCCCGUUCAAUCCCACAACGCCGCCUGCUUCUUCAGACCACUCAGCAACACCUGCCUUAACCUUUGCCUCCACAAUCCAGACGCCGUCAGCAAGCUCUCCCAUCAGCCCCGACAUCAACAGAUAUCAGCACGCAAGCACUCCCUGUUCCAACUGCUACCGCCCCAUCAUUCGUCAUCAUCACCACCACCACCACCACUCUCCGCCAUUAUCCCGAACACCAGCAUCAAAACCGCUAAAGUGCGGCCACCGGCUCUGCAAACGCUGCAUCCGCACCUCGCUCCUAGCCUCCCUGUCCACCGACCCCUUCACUCCAGCAUCCUGUCCCGGAUGCAGAUCAUGCAGUACUAAGUCUACUACUACUGCUACCCUUCGCGGCAGCGACGACGACGACGACAACAACAACAGCAACAACAAGCAGAAAGAGGACAUGGCAAAUGAAGCAACAGCAACAACAACGACAACAACCAUCCCGCUCGCGGUGCUCGGGUCAGCGGCCACGGCAGCCGAGUUCCUCGCAUACCGGGACAAGCUGCGCGAGAGGCGCACGCCGGUCGAGCGGCGGUUGUACUGUCACGAUCGAGAAGGAUGCGGCAUGUUCCUGGCGUCGUCGGAGGCGAGGAUCGUGACGGCUGGGCCGCGGAAAGGCCGGGAGAGCAGCAAGGCCGGGGCGGUGCUGUGUCCGCUGUGCCAGGGGAAGACAUGUCGGGGGUGCGGGAUGCGGUCGCACUGGUUUGGUGGUAAAUCUGAUACUAUGCUGCAGGAGGAUGGGAUGGGGAGGAAGAGGAGGGGGGAGCGGUCGUUGAGUAAGGGGGGAAGAAAACGGAGAAAAUGUGGGAGUGAAAGAAAAGGAAAAGGAGAAGGGGAGCGUUGCUGAGGGUUGGCGUGAACUGUGAGCCGGGUGUCAGGAGGGGUGAUGAAGUGAUGGCUGAAUUGAUUGUGGGAUCAGCAGUUUGGAGAAUAUUGGAAUCAGUUAGAUUUGGGCAU
This is a messenger RNA of Chaetomium strumarium, 1414 nucleotides long. RefSeq lists its product as uncharacterized. Bases 207 to 1304 code for a protein of 365 amino acids. NCBI's taxonomy places the organism in Eukaryota, Fungi, Ascomycota, Sordariomycetes, Sordariales, Chaetomiaceae. The record is from RefSeq and is a predicted model, not a curated record. The transcript has a single exon.